AUGGCUACCGUUCCAGCAUGGAAGAAGAUCGGGCUUAAGCUUGAUGAAAGCCGUGAUAAUACAUCAUACUCGGGUGUGGUGCAUUUAGAGAGCGCAAAUGUGGAUAAAAAACUUGCAAAGAAGCUUAAUAAGAAGAGAUCAAGAGAAGAAGACAAGACGAAAGCCACUAAAGAGAAGAAACCACCAAAGAGAGUUAAGCUUCCAAAAGCUGAAAGAAAGCCCCCACCAGAGAAGGAUCAACUUGCAUACUUGCGUCAAUACGCUACUGAUAGAGAGAACUGGAAGUUCAGCAAGCAGAAGCAAAACUGGAUCUUGAAGAACUUAAGCGAGGUUCCCCACGAAUAUGAAGAGAACCUCAUCUCAUAUAUUGAAGGCAUUCAGGGUGGCGCUCGUGAUAGACUCAUUGAGCAGUUGACCGAUGUUGCAAACCAGUGGAAUGAAGUGUGCAAGGCGAUUGAAGAGAAGGUGAACGCUGAGUUGUACGGUAAUGGAGAAGAUGAGGAGAAAAAGGAGUCAGAUGAGAAAAAGGAAGAAGAAAAGACUCCCCUGGUGACACGUGAGACGGCUAUCAGAACCAAGAAGCUACUUCGUGCCCUUACAGAUGACCCGGUUGAGUUUCUCGGUUUAGACGAAGAAGCCACAGAGGCCCAAGACAGCGAGCCUGUCGAGUCUAAGCUGCUGAGUGUACCUGUUGAUUCCGAAAUUGAGCCUAAGCAGAAGCCAUCUAAUGACUCGAAGGAGUACAAGGAGAAUAAGCAGCAACUGAAGAACACUGAUGGUUCUGAGGAGAGCGAUUCUGAGGAGGGGUCAUCCACCAACUCAAGUGCUGACCCUGAGGACAAUUUGAUAAUUGAGCAUGUCGAGGUCAAGGACUACUUUGAGGAUUCCGAUUCGGAAUCCGAGAAGAAGAAGCGCAAGGAACGUUCAAAAUAUAACCCCAAAAACGCGAGGGAGAGAAGAAAACUGAAGAGCUCGGACAAGAAGCCUUAA
Molecule: messenger RNA, 990 nt
Organism: Candidozyma pseudohaemuli
Lineage: Eukaryota; Fungi; Ascomycota; Pichiomycetes; Serinales; Metschnikowiaceae
Exons: 1
Coding region: 1-990 (329 amino acids)
Source: RefSeq, a predicted model, not a curated record